Messenger RNA from Coniophora puteana RWD-64-598 SS2, 1242 nucleotides. RefSeq lists its product as uncharacterized. Bases 1 to 1242 code for a protein of 413 amino acids. The record is from RefSeq and is a predicted model, not a curated record. Lineage: Eukaryota; Fungi; Basidiomycota; Agaricomycetes; Boletales; Coniophoraceae. The transcript is spliced from 3 exons.
AUGCUCUAUUGCCCUGAAUUUGCAGCUGCAAUCCAGGUUCCAGAGGAGCCUCAAAGUUUUAUCAUCACCUCAGGUCACCCACUCUUCAUCCUCAUCCACAUAACCUUGCCCAUUCUCGCCACCUCAUCUCUCACAAAUGAAAAAGCCCUCUCCUGUCAGCCCCAUCAGACCACCCCCUUUGAUUAUCACUCCGUUCCCAUUGCCGGGUCUGCACACCACCUUGACAAGGCCACACUCCAACUGUACUGGGAGUAUGGCUUUUGCAGCCUUCAAAUUGAGUUCCAUGGUGCCAAGAUCUUUACACUGCUGUGGCUUGCUGUCUGGUGGUACAACUUUGUUCAUGCAGGGAAAGCUAAGGGGAGGUGGGUGAGCACAUGGGAUUGGGCAACCACAAACAUCCUCUCUCAGCUGUUCUCCUCAAAUUUUGCCCACAUUCCACCUGCCAUCAAGAGGUUCUUCAGGACAACUGGGUGGGGUUUGCAUGUUGGUGGCAUCCAAGUUGCUGAUUUGGCUGACCUCUUCUCCAAUAGGCUCAAACGGGGGUGCUCUCAAUUGGCAACUCUCUUGAUGCACAGCCCCAGGGAGGUCAUCUCAUUUUCCACCAUCAAUGGCUUUCACUGCUUCACUGAGAAGCUUGGUGUUCCCCUUCAAGCUUGCAUCAAGGUAUUCAACCACUCCCUCCAAGACAACAGUUUCUUGUGUGGAGUUGUUAUGCUCAACACAAUUGAGCAGGCACCUUUGCAGAUGUAUGUCCGUGGUUGCCAGACACCAAGGUCUUUGAACAUGUCGAGUAUGGGCUGUUCUUUGCCCAACAUCAUUCUGAACCGCCACAGGGGUGCUCCUUCCCUCCUGGUUGCCCCUGCUUUUGCUCUUUCUUCUCUUGCAUCUCCUGCCCCUGCCCCUGCCCCUUUGUUCUUUGUAUCUCCUGUCCCUGCCAGCACUCCUGCUGCAUCUCUGGCCUCUACACCUUUUCACAUCAACAACAUCAAUGAUAUCCCCAAUUUCACCAACAUUGCCAUGGACAUUGAUGUCAGCAUCAACCUUGAUGAUGAUGAUGACAUGCCAUCAUUAAUGACACACUCUAACUUGUCAGACUCGGACUCAGGCAGCGACUAUGACAAUGAUGAUCAUCCCUGCUCUAUCAAACCACUCGUUUCUCAUGAGAUCUUUAUAUCUCUCUUGCAAACCCAGCUCAACAUGUUCUUCCCAGCACUUACUUACACGCAGGCUGAGGCUGAUUGA